Messenger RNA from Apus apus (common swift), 9212 nucleotides. It is a transcript of the gene SORCS3, whose product is annotated as sortilin related VPS10 domain containing receptor 3. Gene Ontology annotation, cellular component: postsynaptic density membrane. Gene Ontology annotation, molecular function: protein binding. Lineage: Eukaryota; Metazoa; Chordata; Aves; Apodiformes; Apodidae. Bases 52 to 3681 code for a protein of 1209 amino acids. The transcript is spliced from 27 exons. The record is from RefSeq and is a predicted model, not a curated record.
ACCUCGUCCCCCCCCUCCUUCUCGAAGCCCCCCGACUCGCUCCGCAAAGGCAUGGAGAAGGGGACUAACAUCUUUCCGACCUGCCACACCGUUUUUCUCGCUUGGACAUGGCUCUUACUUCUCUCUUGGUGUUGCACCGGCGCCGAAAUAACUUGCAGAUCCUGCUCAUCUCCAUCGCCCUCCUGGCCGUCCUCCUUGUCUCGCCUUAGGCAGGAGCAGCGACCGCCGCCGCCAGGAUUACGGAGCUGGCCGGGCAGCCGGGCGCGGGGCUCGGCCGGGGCGGCGGCCGCCGGGGAGCCGCUGCCGGGCGGGGAGCCGGGGGGCCGUGGGGGGCCGCGGGCAGCCCCGCUCGGCUCGGCGGGGGCGGGCGGCGGUGCGCCCGGGGGCCGGGGCCCGGCAGCGCCGCGGAGCCGGCGGAGCAGCGAGGGGCGCCGGGCGCUGCCGGCGGGCGGCCGGGGGGUGCAGGCGGCCGAGGGGCAUCGCGGCGGCCGGGCUCAGCCCCGCGGGCCGCCGGAGGAGGGGAGAGCGGCGCGGCUGCGAGGGGCAGAGGAGCUGAGGCUGAGCAGCACCACCUUCGCGCUCACCGGGGAUGCGGCGCACAACCAAGCCAUGGUGCACUGGUCCGGGCACAACAGCAGCGUGAUUCUCAUUCUGACAAAGCUUUACGACUUUAACUUGGGGAGUGUGACCGAGAGCUCACUGUGGAGGUCAACAGACUAUGGAACUACCUAUGAAAAACUAAAUGACAAAGUAGGCCUGAAGACUGUGCUGAGCUACCUUUAUGUCAGUCCCACUAACAAGAGGAAGAUCAUGCUUCUUAGUGAUCCAGAAAUUGAGAGCAGCAUACUCAUCAGCUCUGAUGAAGGGGCUACCUAUCAGAAGUACCGUCUGACCUUCUACAUCCAGAGCUUGCUUUUCCACCCCAAGCAGGAGGAAUGGAUCUUGGCCUACAGUCUGGAUCAAAAGCUGUACAGCUCCAUGGACUUUGGAAGAAAAUGGCAGCUCAUGCAUGAACGGGUGACUCCAAACAGGUUUUACUGGUCGGUGACUGGUUUGGAUAAAGAACCUGACCUUGUGCACAUGGAAGCCCGGACAGCUGAUGGACACACCCACUAUUUGACCUGUCGGAUCCAGGAGUGCUCAGAGACCAAAAGGACUGGGCCGUUUUCACGCUCCAUUGACAUCAGCUCCCUUGUUGUUCAGGAUGAAUAUAUCUUUAUCCAGGUGACAGCUGGUGGAAGAGCAAAUUACUAUGUGUCAUACAGACGGGAGCCUUUUGCACAGAUUAAAUUGCCCAAAUACUCUCUUCCUAAGGACAUGCAUAUUGUCAGCACAGAUGAGAAUCAGGUGUUUGCAGCCGUUCAGGAGUGGAACCAGAACGAUACAUACAACCUGUAUAUCUCAGACACCCGAGGGGUGUACUUCACCCUGGCCUUGGAAAACGUGAAAAGCAGUCGGGGACUGGAGGGAAAUAUCAUCAUUGACCUUUAUGAGGUAGCAGGGAUCAAAGGCAUAUUCCUGGCUAACAGGAAGAUAGAUGACCAAAUCAAGACUUUCAUUACCUACAACAAGGGCAGAGACUGGCGUUUGCUGCAGGCACCGGACACUAAUCUAAGAGGGAAUCCUGUAGUUUGCCAGCUGCCCUUUUGCUCAUUGCACUUACAUCUGCAACUCUCAGAGAAUCCGUACACUUCAGGAAGCAUUUCCAGCAAAGAGACAGUUCCUGGGCUGCUGGUGGCAACAGGCAAUAUUGGCGCUGAGCUUUCCUACACUGAUGUUGGUGUAUUCAUCUCUUCUGAUGGUGGAAAUUCCUGGAGACAGAUCUUCGAGGAGGAGUACAGUGUGUGGUUUCUGGACUGGGGAGGGGCACUAGUGGCCAUGAAACGCACAUCAGUGCCCAUCCAGCACAUGUGGGUGAGUUUUGAUGAGGGAAGAUCCUGGAGUAAAUACAGUUUCACAUCAACACCACUUUUUGUGGAUGGAUCCCUUGUAGACCCUGGCAUAGAGACCCAGAUAAUGACAGUUUUUGGGCACGUCAGUCUCCGUUCUGAAUGGCAGCUGGUCAAGGUGGACUACAAGUCUGUUUUCAGCAGGAGGUGUAACAAGGAUGACUACCAAACCUGGCAUCUGCACAAUCAGGGGGAGCCUUGUGUCAUGGGAGAGAGGAAAAUCUAUAAAAAACGCAAGCCUGGAGCCCAGUGUUCCCUAGCUCGGGACUAUUCCCGAACUGUGGUGUCUGAGCCCUGUGUCUGUGGUCAAGGGGACUUUGAGUGCGACUAUGGGUAUGAGAGGCACAGCAACAAUCAGUGUGUUCCAGCCUUCUGGUUCAGCCUGUCCUCCCUGUCCAAGGAAUGCAGCAUCGGUCAGAGCUACUUGAACAGCACUGGGUACCGAAGGAUUGUGUCUAACAACUGCACAGAUGGUUUGCGAGAGAAGUACAUGGCCAAGAUGGAGAAAUGCCCUGGAAAAGCACCCCGGGGACUGCACAUCCUCACUUCAGAUGGAAAGUUGGUCACGGAGCAGGGACACAAUGCCACUUUCAUCAUCCUUAUGGAAGAGGGCGAUCUGCAGAGGACAAACAUUCAGCUGGAUUUUGGAGAUGGCAUUGCAGUAUCCUAUGCUAAUUUCAGCCCUGUUGAGAAUGGCAUCCGGCAUGUGUACAAGAGUGCUGGAAUCUUUCAGGUGACAGCAUAUGCAGAGAACAGCCUGGGCUCUGACGCUGCUGUCCUCUUCCUGCAUGUGGUCUGUCCAGUGGAGCAUGUCCAUUUGAGUGUCCCCUUUGUUGCCAUCAGAAAUAAGGAUGUUAACAUCACUGCAGUAGUUUGGCCCAGCCAGGCAGGCACACUUACCUACUUCUGGUGGUUUGGUAACAGCACCAAGCCCCUCAUCACCUUGGAGAGCAGCAUCUCAUACGUCUUUGCCGUGGAGGGGAUGAACACUGUCACUGUGCAGGUUUCUGCGGGCAACACCCUCAUCCAAGACACCAAGGAGAUCGCAGUGCAUGAGUACUUCCAGUCUCAGCUCCUGUCAUUUUCUCCCAACUUGGACUACCAUAACCCUGACAUCCCUGAAUGGAGACAAGACAUUGGCAAAGUCAUCAAGAGAGCUCUAGCACAGGUGACUGGUAUCCCUGAUGAACAGAUCUUGGUAGCUGUAUUUCCUGGGCUACCUACUUCUGCUGAGCUCUUCAUACUGCCCCAUAAAAACACAACAGAAAGGAGGAAAAGCAGUGAGGCUGAUCUGGAGCAAGUGGUAGAAAUCCUUUUUAAUGCUCUCAACCAGAACCUGGUCCAGUUUGAACUGAAGCCUGGUGUUGAAAUCAUUGUGUAUGUUACUCAGUUAACAUUAGCACCCCUGGUUGAUUCCAGCACGGGUCAUAGCAGCUCAGCGAUGCUGAUGUUGUUGUCUGUGGUGUUUGUAGGCUUGGCUGUGUUUUUGAUCUACAAAUUCAAGAGGAAAAUCCCUUGGAUUAACAUCUAUGCCCAAGUCCAGCAUGACAAGGAGCAGGAAAUGAUUGGCUCUGUCAGCCAAAGUGAAAAUGCCCCCAAAAUCACUCUGAGUGAGUUCACAGACCCUGAGGAGCUGAUGGACAAAGAGCUGGACACACGAGUGAUGGGAAGUAUCUCAACAAUUGCCAACAGUGAAAGCACAAAGGAAAUCCCCAACUGCACUAGUGUUUAAUACUGAGAAUCCACUUGGUCUACAACAUUUCUGACUUUUUAUUUGUAAUUAUUAUUGUUAUAAUUAUGAUGAUGAUGAUGAUGAAAAAAGAAAGAGUUAUAUGUCAUUAUUAUCAUUUGGGAGGGGAUGGGAUGGGCUUUUUCUGUUUACCAGGGCUGCAUUCAUAAAUAGCAGGGAUUCUUCUUAUUUAGGAAAUACUCAUCAGAUUAGAAAGAAAAGGCAAAGAACGAGUCAAGUGUGAAAUGGGAUUUGAAGGCCAGCUUUCUGUUAAAGGCAGAAUGGGAAAUAAGUAUUAAAAUCCAACAGGUAGGUCUAGUACCUUAGGCAACAUGUGGUAGGUAAGUGGUCCCUUUUCAGCCCUUUAUAAAACAGGUAAUAAAUAAGCUACUUUGUCCUGCCCAAGUGCUCAGACUGGGUUGUUGGACCAGGCUCUGCAACGUGCCAACAGCCCUUGCUUUCCGGUGACAUGCAUGUCUCAGCUUUUUGCAGGAUCUUGCCUCUUCUAAUUUGUUUAAUUUCAGUCACCCUCUGGCACCGUUGACUUCUGAGAAUUGAAAAAGAAAAAUCAGAGUAAACACACAAGUCAGUGUUCCUUGGACUGUAGAUUGGCUGGAGGGGACAGCACCACAAGCAGUGAAGGAGCAUUCCAGAGUUUAUGAAUGCAGCCCAAACCCCGUGCAUGUGAAUAGCGAGGAUGCCCAAGGCCUACUGUAGAUAAUUACAAUGUACAUAGCUUUUUAUUUCUUGGGAAAUAAUUUAAUGUUUAGUAAAAGGAGAUAUGUUUAAAACAAAACCUAAACCACAUGCACACAUGCUUGCACACACACGCACAUGCACACACACACACACACGGGCGCUCUUGUACACACCAGCCACCCAGGGACCCUGGGGAGCAUUUGAGUCACGCGUUGGUUCCAAGUGUGUUCCACUUGUCUGUCAUAUUUCAAUCUGACACUGCUGUCUAUAAACAGCAUAGUUUAUUUCUCUGUGUAUAACUGCAAGCCUUUUUUUUAAUAUAUAUAUAUAUAUUCACAAGCCAUGGUCCUCAUGGGAGACUUCAACCACCCUGACAUCUGUUGGAAGAACUCCGCUAAACGGAAACAAUCCAGGAGGUUCCUAGAGUGCAAGGAUGAUAACUUCCUUUUCCAAGGAACCAACAAGGAGAGGUGCUAUGCUGGAUCUUGUCCCUACCAACAAAGAAGGGCUGGUGAGGGAUGCUGAGCUCAAGGGCAGCCUAGGUUGUAGUGACCACAAAAUGGUGGAGUUUAAGAUCCUUAGGGCAGCAAGGAGGGCUCACAGCAAGGAGGGCUCACAGCAAGCUUACUGCCCUUGACUUCAGAAGACCAGAUUUCAGCCUCUUCAGGGAUCUGCGCAAGGGAAUGUCUUGGAAUAACAUCCUGGAGAGUAGAGGGGCCUAUGAAAGCUGGCUGAUGUUUAAGGAUCACCUAAGCCCAAGAGUGUUGCAUCCCAACUAAGAGGAAGUCAAGUAGAAACUCCAAGAGGCUGGCGUGGACGAGUAAGCAGCUCCUAGAAAAGCUCAAAGUGAAAAAGGAAGCAUACAGGGGGUGGAAGAUUGGGCAGGUAUCCUGGGAGGCUUACAGAGAGGUUGUCUGAGCAGCUAGGGAUCAGGUUAGGAGAGCCAAAUCCCUGCUAGAAUUAAAUAUCACCAGGGAUAUUAAGAACAAUAAGAAAAGCUUCUUUAGGUAUGUUGGGGAGAAAAGGACAUCCAAGGAGAGUGUAGGCCCUCUCCUGAAGGAAAUGGGUGAGGUAGCAACACAGGAUAUUGAGAAGGCUGAGGUCCUCAAUGACUUCUUUGCUUCAGUCUUCUCUGGCAAGUGCUCCAACCUCAACACAAAGGCCAGAUAAGGUGAAAGCAGGGACUGGGAGAGUGAAUUACUUCCCACUGUAGGAGCAGAGCAGGUUCGUGACCAUAUAAAGAACCUGAAGGUGCAUAAAUCUAUGGGACCUGAUGGGAUUCACCCACGGGUCCUGAGGGUCCUGGCAGAUGAAAUUGCUAAGCUUCUGUCCAUCAUAUUUGAGAGGUCAGGGCAGUCUGGUGAGGUUCCCACUGAUUGGAACAUAGGCCCUAUUUUUAAAGGAGGACCCAGGGAACUACAGGCUGGUCAGUCUCACCUCUGUGCCUAGCAAGGUCAUGGAGCAGAUCCUCCUGGAAAGUCUGCUAAGGUACAUAGAAAAUAAAGAGGUGAAUGGUGACAGCCAGCAUGGCUUCCCUAAGGGCAAGUCAUGCCUAUAUAUACAUAUAGCAUCAUUUGCUAUGAUGGAGCAGAAAAAGUUAUUAGCAGGACAGACAAUGAGACUCCCAUAAAUAUUUUAAUGAUGUUCAUCUUCUGUUCACCUCUGUCACUGUUGUUGACUUCUCAGAAGGAUGUUUUUGACAUCCAUUAGGGAGAAUGAGGAAAACAAAUGCAAAGUUAUUACCAUCUCAGUGUGGGUGAAUAUCAGUGUGCUCGCAGUACCCAGUAUGACCUCAACAGUGUGCCAGGUUGCAGUAGCUUUGUUCCCAGUGAGAUGUCAUGCUUUUAGCAGUUAAGCUGGUGAAGUAAAGUGCUAUUCAGGAUGUGUAAGAGCAGGAAAUGUUGGCUGAACAUGAUGCAUGCAAUUAGGGACUGCUUUUUGGAGAGGGGGAUGCAGGGCCAGACCUGCAUAACUGAGCUAGGAGAGGUGGUUCUUGUGAGUGCUGCAGAAUGGCUGCUUCCCGUUUUGGAUAGAAAUGCUAUCAGAGUAUUUUCUGCAUGAUGGUGUGGUGCUUUCAAAUUAGAACUGGGAUUUUAAUGAAGAAAAGAUAGUGAAAAAGCUCUUUAGGAGUCCUCUAGCACAGUGAGUUGAGGAUAGGCCCUAUGAGUGGUACAGUGUUGGAGCAGGAGGUUGACUUAGCAGUGAGUUUCUUUUAUCCAUUUUUCUUGAGUUUAUGAUGUUAAAAAUGGACCUUAUUCUGCAGAGUAUUGAGUUAUAAGACCCAGCAGGACUGGAAGCAAGACUGGAGGCACAUUUGGGCGGAUGGUCUAGGUGCUUGUGUGGUAACAGGAAACAGAAAUGAGGCAAGAUGACAAUGGUUGUUGCCUUUUUUUAGGAUCUGGAUGCAGGACUCCCCAUCAUCUUUAAAUAUAUCUGGACUGAAAUGAGGAGAUGGCUAGAAUUGGAGUGUUACUUGCUACCUCUCUGCAUUACAACAUGCCAGUUGUCUACAAACCAGCCUCAGCUACAUGUGUUCACUCUGUUAGUGGGCUGGAAUCUCUCAAAGGUUAUAAUCCUGAGGGGUCAAUAGGUAGAGAGAAAAGUGGUCACACACAGUUUUGCAUAAAAACUCAGGAGGUAUAUCAAGAUUAAAAUUGUAAAACUAAACAGUAAGGAAAUAACUGUUUUGUGUGGAAUACUAAAGCUAAAUAUUGUUGAUUUGUCUGCUCCUCUAUUUCAGCCAGGCUUGUGGGCCUUUUCUGUUGAUUUAAAAAUAAUUCUUUUGUUUCCUCACUUACUUUUCUGCUCUGCUUCCUAAUACAAGCUGGAGAGGGAUGGCUGUGCUGUGCUACUUAACCUUCAGUUUCCAUCCAUCACAUCUGCAUAAACUGUUGCAUUACUCUCUGUUCUACUGAAACACCAAAGUGGUUUUAUAGUAAUGGCCCAGUCUGGUGCUAACCCUGUUAGCACAAGGCUGUAGCUUCCCAUUUGGGUGUAGACAAGAGGGAUGUACAUAAACAAUGAUCCUGUGGACCCUGAGAUAAACUGUGGGCUGAUCUCAGUCUUUGCUGAUCCUUAGGAUUUGAGGGACUGAUUUUGUGCUGCUGCAGACUGAAUGUGAAAUAUUCAUUAUUUUCCAUAUUAACUUAUUUUAUUAACCAGGAAACAAAGUGAAAAUAUUCAUUGUUUGGAGUUUUCUAGACUUAUCACAGGAUUGAUCUCCUGUUGAUUUAAAAGAAAGGCAGGAGAUUAUACUUUCCACAGUUUCUUUUUCACAGUUUUUUACAUAAUUUUUUUACAUUUUUUCCCUUUGCACUCUUAGAGAUGGCUGCUAAAACUCUCGUAACAGAUGGGAGGAAACAAGGAGGAAAUUUGAGAGUAAGCUGCUGAAAAAAAUGUAAACAUUUUCACUUCUCAAAAAGAAAUUUAAUCUCAAUGAAGGCAGAGAAGUUUCUGAAUAAUACAGUUAAUUUUUUGAGAAACAUCUGUCCAGAAAGCUAUUUUCAAUCCAAAGCUACCCUAAAGGCACUACAAAGCAAACAAAAUCCAUGGAACCAAAAUUCAAUUUAAAAAAACAAAACAAACCUGCCUGAUUCUUCAAUUGGUUCAGACUUUGUGCUCCUGGAGACUUAGUGUCAGCCCUGCCUCUCAGGGUGGUUUGUCACACAGCUGCCUGGACCAGAGUGUGCUCCAUGCAUGUUUGGAUGUGAAUGGGAUCCCAUUUCCCAGAUCGUACCUCUUGCAUUAGGGCACAACCAUGGUUGAAAAAAGCUUGUGGUCAUGACUGAAAGCUGCUCCUUUAGGAUACCAGCAGGGUAACUGCUGCAUUACAGUGGGAUACCCAGCACUAUAUUAAUUGGAUCUCUGUAAGGUUUGGAUUGGGCAACCAGCACUAGCUGUCUUUUUUUGGAAGGUACUGAGCUGCAGCAUUGGCACAGAGUGAAGCUUUGGUCACUUUUACUUGUGUGUAUCAUGCUGGGAAAUAACAUCUUGGGGAUGCCAUUGGGGUUUCUUUCUCCUUCAAGUUUUACUCCUGAGGAAAAUGUGAUGGAAAUCCUUGAAGCUGCAAAAGAUUAUUUACCUGAGUAAGAAGGGAAAGAGCCAGUGCCAUGAAUAGAACGUAGAUAGCUCCCAUACUGCAGUUGUGCAUAAAGAGGAAAAGAGAGAGCAAGAGACUGGAUCAGUGCCCUCUAUCACUGCCAGCCUUCCCCCCGUGAUGGAUUCUGUUGUAUUAGCUGUAACUUAGGAAUAAUGGAUGAGAUCUGGAGACUAGAUGCAGCUUUUGGCUCUGUAUAGCUGUCAGUCAGAUGCAAGAAGCCAACAUAUCCUCUACUUAGUUUAACCUGCGCUUGAGAAGUCCAACAGUAAGCCCAGAAGGAUCAGAGAUGGGGCUGGAGCAACUGGGGACUGCAGAGUUUUUCAGUUACAGUUGCCAUCAAGAGGAGCAUGUGCAGGAGAGCAGGUGCAUUUUCUUCUAGACUAGGUUUUGGGUUUAGGGAUGUGCAAAGAUGUGCUGUUCUCCUCCCUUUCCCUUCAGUCAGUUCCCACACACAUUCCAGGUCUGACAAACCAAACCAGAAUCCUCACAUCCUCACACUUCUGCUCAUGUCAGAUAGUGCAUUAAAUUCAAAACACCACCAUGGCUUUAAAGGAUUAAAUGAGACAGACAAUUGCAAUACCUGUAUUAAACACAGUAAUACAAAUGCAUGAGUCACAUAUAUACAUAUAUAUAUAUAUACUGUUCUUGGUUUUAUUGUUCCAUUUGAAUAUUUCUACUGUAAAAAAAGGCAGUGGUUUUGAAAUUGUUGAAAAUAAAUGUAUUUUUGUACAUCAGA